This is a messenger RNA of Lytechinus pictus (painted urchin), 4627 nucleotides long. Its product is annotated as tRNA methyltransferase 10 homolog C-like. The record is from RefSeq and is a predicted model, not a curated record. Lineage: Eukaryota; Metazoa; Echinodermata; Echinoidea; Temnopleuroida; Toxopneustidae. Gene Ontology annotation, cellular component: nucleus; mitochondrion; nucleoplasm. The coding region runs from base 125 to 1489 and encodes 454 amino acids. Gene Ontology annotation, molecular function: tRNA binding. The transcript has 2 exons. Gene Ontology annotation, biological process: mitochondrial tRNA 5'-end processing; positive regulation of mitochondrial translation.
UUGACGCCCUCUAGUGUUAAUUGAUGAAGACAAACUGUGAAAUCUGAAGCGGACGACGACGCGUCGUCUCCGGAAUCUUGAUAGUCCUUACUCUUCAGUGAUAUCGGAUGAAUGACAUGGAAAGAUGUUUCGAUAUCUACUUUCACGUUGCAUCAAAUUUGGAAGCAAUCAUUGCCAUAUGCUGUCCAAGAGUAAUAACUUCACAAGACCAAUAAAACCAUUUCAUAAACGUGAUGUAUAUCGACUACAAAGUUUUGUAUAUGUACAUGGGGGAGUCAUUAGAAGGAAUGAGACCAACAGCUUUUUAAAUGACAAGUCUUCUCAUGAUCAAGAUAGGUUGGAUGAUACCGAGGAUGGGUAUAUAAAAGAAAAGACACGAAAGGAAAUUUCAGAACUUCUAGCUAUAGGAUGGCAAGCUCCAGAGAAGAUUUCUGAUCCAGAUAUUGAACAUUUCUUGACUCUCACCUCAAAAAAAGGUCGGAAGAAAUUUUUGAGGUUUCUGUUCAAGAAGGAAAUGUUGAAGAAGAAAGAUAAGAUGAAAAGGGAAGAGAAAGCAAGACAAAGAGCUUUAGUUAAAGAAACACAGGAUUCUGAUGAAGACAGUGAUGUUUUUCCAAAUCGCUUCUUUCUUCGCAUACAAAAUAACACAAUCAUGCAGUUUGAAAAGUGGAGACUUGCUGCUGGUAUGAAAUUUGGCCCUAAGAUAGCAUUUGAUUUCAGCUAUGAGAACUUGAUGAGAAAACAGGAGGUAAUCAGUCUUGUUCAGCAGCUCAUGCAUGUAAUGAAUGCUAAUAAACGCGCAAAGGAUCCAUUUGAUAUUCAUUGGGUUGGCUUAACCUCAGAGACCCAGUCGUUACAUGAACUGAAUCGUUUACAUGGAGUUGCAAUGGAGCACAUUAUGGUGAACAAUACUGAAAAGGAUCUCUUGGAGGUCUUUCCAAAAAAGGACAUCAUAUAUCUUAGUGCAGAUUCUCCAAAUGUCAUGAAGUCCUAUGAUAGUGACAAGGUGUAUGUAAUUGGAGCAUUGGUGGACAGAAAUAUUAUAUAUACGGGACAAUCCUUAGCUAGAGCAAAGAGAUUUGGUUUAGAUCAUGCCCGACUUCCAUUGGACAGGCAUCUUCAAUGGACAACAGGAGCCAAGAACCUGACCCUCGAUCAGAUGAUAAAGAUCAUGAUUGAGAUGAAUACAUCAGGUGAUUGGGUCAAAGCAUUGCAGCAUGUUCCAGUGAGAAAGCAUGCUGGCCUUCGUUCAGGUCCACAUUGGGAUCAAGACCAGGAGAGCAAGCAUCAAGAGAAAUUCAAAAGUAAUGACAGCAUUCAGAGGAAUCCAUCGCAUUUUGUGGCUAGUCGAACAAAGCAAUUUAAGGGUUCAUCAAAAAAAUCUGGUGUUGGAAAGAGACAAAGAAAUCUUGAAGUGGAUGAUGACACCGAUAGUACACUCUUUAGUUCAAGCUCUGGUGCCAAGGGCUGGUUUAGUGGGGAUCAUUAAUUUGUGCAGAUGAUAAUUAUGACAUAAAAACUAAACAAUUAACAUUUAUUGCAGAUUGUUUGAUUGGCAACAUAGGAUAGUUUCUAUUUUUGAAAUCAUUUGCUUGAAAAUGCAUGAAAAGCUGCAAUUUUGACAGAUAUUAACAGGUUUUAUAAUAUGUGGUCAUGAAAUGGUGAAAUUAGAAAAAAAUAUCUGGGGUUAGUGAUGGAAAAAAAAUCUUCAAGUAUUCAGAGGAUUAUGUGUAUUUGAAUCUAUCCAAUUCCUGAGGAUAUAUUUACCUUUACCUUUUGUUAAUCUCAGAUUGAACUAAUUAUUUUGGAAAUUAUACUCAUAUUUAUAGUGAGAACUGACUAGCAAUGGAUCAAAUCUUUACCUCAAUCCCAUAAGGUAAGGUAAGAUAAAACAACUGGACAAUAAAUACUUCAAAUGAUCACCAUUGAAGAUAAAAAAAUGUUGAUGAAUCCCAUUUUCCAUGCCAUUCCUACCUUGGUCUGAUUCAUCAACUGGUGGCACCAAGCGAUGUGUUGGCUCAGUUGGUACGAUGUUCGUCUGUCAGACCAAAAGUCGUUAAAAGAUAGGAGUUAGUGCUACCCUGUUUAGUGUUAACGAUUAGAGGGAUAGAGCUACGUUGAUCUGGCGCUGCACAGUGGCUGUUGGGCCCACGAUCAAUUGGGCAAAAAGUAUUUCUAUUUCAGGUUUCAUUUUGUACAAUGAAAUAUGGAUUUUCAUUUUCAUUUGUUAUUUCUAUUUAUGUGCAAUUUAAGUGCUCAGUAUUUGUACCCACCUAAUUUUAAUCCCAACUGUCUGCUUCACUAAAGUGCUAUUAGUCUGAUCACUUUUAUCACUUUUUAUGAGUGCACGUAAUCCCACAAAUCAACAGAGUAUUCAAAUCAGUGUUAGUUAUAAUUCCCCUGAAAUUGAUUUUUUUUAUUGCAUAAUAAACUAAAUUUCACAACUGUUUGUCAUUGCAGAGUGAGCAUUGCACCAAUUUGUGUAGGUUUCGGUUGAGUUUACAACCGGGUAUGACCCUAUUCAGAUUCCCAUGGGUGAGCAUUUACUGUUCACAUAGUCGACACAUGGCCAGUAGGGUCAUACAUUGAGCCAUAGUCUGAUUAGUGGUGCAUGGUGAUGGUUUUGGCCCAGUGGAAAUGGGAUGUAGUUGCUGUUUAUGACAGUUUGAAAUGAUUCAGAUCUCUUUAUGGCCUUAACAAUGAUUCUAAAAGUGCCUAAGUUAAUCAGUUUGUCCCAUCUGCUUUUGAAGUUGAGCAAAGUGAGUAGAGACAUAGUCACAUCAAGUAGUCAAGUUGACUCAAGUUGCAUGAAAAGCUAUAUAAUGGAUGCUCCUCAGAAAAUACUUCACAACAAUUCAAACAACUUGUGAUAACUCAAUAGUAGCAAAUAAUUCUGUAUUUUAUUCUAGCGUCAAAUUGUUAAAGGGAUGGUCCAGGCUGGAGAUAUUUAUAUCUCAAUAAAUAGAGUAAAAUUCACAGAGCAAAAUGCUGAAAAUUUGAUCAAAAUCGGGUAACAAAUAACGAAGUUAUUGAAUUUUAAAGAUGGGCAUUAUUCUGGUGAAACAGUUCUAGGCAUGUCUUUAUGAAUAUUCAUUACGUGGGCUGAUGAUGUCAUAUGCCCACUUGUUCUUUUGAAUUUUAAUAUAUGAAAUCAGGUUUAUUCAAAAAAUUUCUACCAAGAACUAAAACAAUGGGAUUGACAACUGAUUAAGUGCAUUGAUUAUUUAUUGCUGCAACUUAUUUUAUCAUAAUGGAGACACAUCAUUUACACAUGUAUGAAAAAAUUAAACAUUUAUGAUUUCAUGUAAUAACAUAAGAAAAAAGAGAUUGGGGAUGUGACAUCAUCAGCCCACCUAAUGAAUAUUCAUAACCAUGUGCAUAUAACUGUUUUCACAAAAUACUGAUAAACUUUAAAAUUCAAUAACUACAUUAUUUGUUAUCCGAUUUUGAUGAAAUUUCAGCAUUUUGCUCUGUGAAGUUUGCUCUAUUUAUUUAGAUAUAAAUAUUUUCAGCCCAGACCAUCCCUUUAAUGGCAAAUGCUUUCCAAUACUACAUUACAAUGUAUUACUUUCAGUGUGUUCCUAAUGACAUUUAUUUAAUUGUCAUUUCUACUUUUCUUUUCUACGAUUUCAGUGACUCACAACUUUGAAAAGUGUGUGAGGACUUUUAUCUUCCCCGGGGGCCAUUUCAUAAAGCUGUUCGUAAAUUAGGAGCGACUUGAAGAACGACUGGUGAUGCCUUCUUACGCGCUAAACCAUCGCCAAUUUAUUAUACAAGAAAGGAUCACCAGUAGUUCUUAAAGUCGCUCUUAACUUACGAACAGCUUUAUGAAAUGGCGCCCAGAUUAGAUAAAAAGGAGGAUUAAUUUAAGUGUCAUUAGUCUUUCUUCUGCACGUGUACAUAAUUUUUGAGUAGUUUCAAAACUCAUGGGUAAAGGACAAGCGAUCACUUUUUACAUCAAAUUUAUGUUUUAAACUGGGUCAUUCCAUGCCAAUUCACCCAAUGAAUUUGCAAUUUUGCACCCGGCCCUCUCAGAAUUCGUUGUAAUUUGGUGCACAUAAAAUUCCCCAUGGCCCAAGCACAAAACCAAAAAAAAUAGUCCAAUCGGUCCGUCGGUUCUCGCGCUACGGCCCGCCCUUUUCUCCUUGUUUUGACAAAAAUGGGCGUGACCUACAACUUUCAAUGGCCAUUACGUCGUAAAGUGUUGACCAAUUUUCACGAAACUGGUACCAAUCAAAAGGAAAUUCAGAGAGGAAUCCAAAACAUGCAUCAAAUAAUGUAUUGGAGCGAUUUAUAAGGUCAUGACCUUUGACCUUUACUUUGACCUUGAGUUUGACCCCGGACAAAUAAUUUUUUUACUUGAUUUUCGUGUAUGUUAAUUAUUAGUAUGAUAUUGACAAAAUAUGUUAAAACCAGUGAUGAUAUUUAUUUCUUCACCUUUUAAAACUCUUCCAAAGAUACCAAUUGUCUGAUCUGAAAUUUCACUUCUGAUAUUCAUGUUAAGUGUUUACCAGUCCCAUGAUACAUGAUUUCUUCAAAUCUUAAGUUACAGUAUGCAAACACAUGAAAAGAAAUUAAGCUUAUCAGUUGAUAAAUGAAACAUUAAACAUUUAUACUUAUGAAUACC